Fonsecaea monophora is the source of this 1722-nucleotide messenger RNA. RefSeq lists its product as hypothetical. Gene Ontology annotation, cellular component: nucleus. The record is from RefSeq and is a predicted model, not a curated record. The transcript is spliced from 5 exons. Gene Ontology annotation, biological process: DNA-templated transcription. The coding region runs from base 1 to 1722 and encodes 573 amino acids. Lineage: Eukaryota; Fungi; Ascomycota; Eurotiomycetes; Chaetothyriales; Herpotrichiellaceae. Gene Ontology annotation, molecular function: zinc ion binding; DNA binding.
AUGCCCUUCGACCUUUCUCUUUCACCGCUUGGGCCGGAACCGAUGUUCGACGUAUAUUUCCAAGGUCUCACGCAAGGUGCAGAUCAAUAUCGAAUAUUCACUCCCGGCUGGCUUGGAGCUGAAGGAGCUGAAGAGACACACCACCUGAAUCAAACCCCAAUAUCCAUGGCCCCUUCUAUUGGUAAUGGUACGGUUGUCGAGGGUUCCCUCGGGAGCGACGACGUCCACGGAAGGCGCUCCUUUGCUGCCGCCAGCGAGCCGGCAGAGUCUGUGCACACUUUGGCGAGUUAUGACAAGCCUGACCUCUUUUCGAUCGACAUUCCUCCCGCCAUCGCGGAGCAUCUGUUAGAGCUCUACUUCCAAAAAAUACAACCAGCGCUGCCUCUUCUUCAUCGCCCGAGAUUUCUUGCCUCGUUACCAGCAGCAGGUCAAGUUGAACACCAACGCUACCAGAACCUCGACCUUGAGUCUGCUCUCUUGCUGAAUGGUAUCUUCGCUUUAGCAGCCCGAUUCUCAGAGAAGACGGACUUCUGGACUUGCGAACCGAAGAUGCGGGGGGAGGCCUUCGCCAAAAAAGCUCAAGCCCUAUGUGAUCUAGGCUCUCGGGAUGAGGACGAAGACCAUCUGACCAUGAAAUAUCUACACGGCUGCAUACUUCUUACAUAUUACCAGCUGUCGUCACGCCCGUCAUUUCGAGCUUGGGUCGACCGCGACAGCGAAUCCUUACCUCCAGACGCUCAGAUAUCCGUAGAGGACUGGUGCGACAAAGAGGAACGACGACGAGCAUGGUGGGUCAUUUUCCAGAUGGACAAUUUCGCAAGCGUGAUUGGAGCUCGACCAUUUAGCCUUGACAUGAAGAGAUCAGACGUUUGGCUGCCAGUGUCCGACGAAGCUUGGUUUGAUCUCCGACCAGUGGGAUCGGCGCCCAUAUCAUCGAAAGGUCCUGCAGCCGCCUGGAGGAGUCUUUUGGACACCGAAAACAAAGAUGCAUACGCGUGGUAUCUCGUGGGCAAUUUUCUUCUACGGUCGGCACAAGAGGAGUUUGAAAAGCGAGAUCGUUCUUUGGGCAAUCUCAAAAUCCUUCAGUCCGCCAUCCACUGCUUUUGCCUCAGUCUACCUCCAAACUUGAGGAUGAAAUCGAAAAAUUUGGACUUUGCAGAAAACAGUUUCAGGGACAAGAACUGGAUCAUCGCCAUGCAUUUCAUCAUCCAUAGCAAUAAUAUCAUCGUCAAUCUUGGACUCUACGCCGAAGGGCUGAAAAAUCAAGGCUCUAUAAUGUCCGAUGUAUCGCCUGUCCAGGAUGAAUCGACCAGUCUCGAGAUGUCUGCUGGGAGCCCUGCCCAGCAAUGUGGCAAGGUGUUGAGAGACCAGAUCAGCGUAGUACGUAUGUGGACGCCUGAUUUCAUUGCCCUCGCAUCGCCUUUUAUCACCGCUGCCAUUGUUGGCCCAGCCGCAGCACACUCCGCCGAUCGCUCUCUUCUCGAAUCGGAUGUACGGGACGAAGCUCUUGCAGCUCUCGACGGCAACCUUCUCGACUUGGUCUUGCGGCGAUUUUCAGAAUACUGGGGGAUUGGACAAUUUUGCCUUGAUCUGUUGCAAGUGCUUGACACAGCUGAGCCAUUGGAGGCAUUAAAACUGAAAGGGUAUCCGUCUACAUGGGUACAGAGCAUCUUGAAACGAGCACAGUUUCUAAAAUCGGGGUCAAGUCGACAUGUCACUUGA